AUUUAUAGGGGAACCCUGGCCACCAGACAUAGAAGUCAGAACUGCUCCUCAUAUUUCUGUGUAUAGUCCUUUAUGUCCCUAGCUUUGAAGGAAAGUGUUCCCUAGAUUCCCGACCGCAUAUGUUUGUGAAUUGUUCAGUGGUUUGAAAGUUCUUUGGAAUUGUGACUGCAAUUGAAAGUGGUGUUUGUUUUGUGGCUCCUGAGGCAGCAGAAGUCAGCUCUCCUCCAGGUCUGUUAAUGAGUUCUCCUCAGCCUGGCAAUCGAGUCAUACCAACAGAGCAGUGAAUAUAAACAGCCUUGAUACCUUUAUAACUACUGCUUGCUUUAAAAUAACUUUUAUUAAGCAAAAUAUCAGUUUUUUUGGGUGAAACUCCAUUUUAACAUUACUAGCGAGUAGCGACUGGCAGUCCAGCCCAACACAGCAGCACUAAACCUCUGGCUCGGUUACCUGCCCUGGAAAUAUGGCACAUAAACAGUGACAGACACGUGACAGUGGGCAGUGAAAGUAGGCGGGGCUGUGCCUGCUGCUGGUGCCUGGAUGGGAUCAGUACGUACAAAGUGCCGGGGAACUCAAGUCCUGCAGCGCUUUCCAGCUCCGCAUCUCAGCACCGGGGAGAAGCCAGCUUGCCCAGCCUGGGCCGAGACACUUCUUGUGCCGAUGUGGGUGCAACAUGCCGUGGGCCGGGCUCCUUCACCUGGGCGCCUCUCUGAUCCUGCUCUCCGCUGCUUCUCUCUGCACAGCCCUGAAAUGUGUGUGCCUGCUAUGUGAGAACACAAACUACACCUGCCAGACAGAAGGGGCCUGUUGGACGUCCGUGAUGCUCACCCAUGGGAAGGAGGAGGUGCUGAAAUCCUGCAUCUCGCUGCCGGAGUUUAAAGCUCAGGUUUUCUGCCACAGUUCUAACAACAUCACCAGGACCGAGUGUUGCCUUUCAGAUUUCUGUAACAAUAUAACACUCCGAUUGCCGGCAGUGACUCCAAGAGUGUACCAUAUGGGCCAUGUGGAACUGACGGUUAUCAUCACCGUAUCUAUAUGCCUCUUGUCAAUAGUCAUAAUGGUGACUGCGUAUGUCUGUCAGGGGCGCUACUGUACUAAGAAGAAAGCCCGGCGGCAAUGUGUUGAGGAGCCUCUUACAGAGUGUCCCAUGGAUAUUGCUGGGAAAUCACUUAAAGAUCUUAUUUAUGAUAUGACAACUUCGGGAUCUGGGUCAGGUUUGCCUCUUCUGGUUCAAAGAACUAUUGCAAGGACUGUUGUCAUUCAAGAACUUGUCGGUAAAGGACGAUUUGGAGAAGUGUGGCGUGGAAAGUGGUGUGGAGAAGAUGUGGCUGUAAAGAUCUUUUCCUCUAGGGAUGAAAGGUCCUGGUUCCGGGAGGCUGAGAUAUAUCAGACAGUUAUGCUAAGGCAUGAAAAUAUCCUUGGCUUUAUUGCUGCUGAUAAUAAAGAUAAUGGCACUUGGACCCAGCUGUGGCUUAUUUCAGAAUUCCAUGAACAGGGUUCCUUGUUUGAUUACCUAAACCGCAACACUGUAACUAUCGGUGGAAUGAUGAAACUGGCACUGUCUAUAGUGAGUGGGCUGGCGCACCUACACAUGGAGAUUGUUGGUACUCAAGGGAAACCUGCCAUUGCUCACAGAGAUCUGAAAUCCAAAAAUAUUCUCGUGAAGAAGAACGAUACUUGCUGCAUUGCAGAUCUGGGUCUGGCUGUGAAACAUGAUUCCAUAACUAAUUCAAUAGAUAUCCCUCAAAAUCCUAGAGUAGGAACCAAGAGGUAUAUGGCCCCGGAAUUGCUGGAUGAUUCAAUAAACACAUAUCACUUUGAAUCGUUCAAAUGUGCAGACAUCUAUUCCCUUGGCUUGGUAUACUGGGAGAUCGCCAGGAGAUGUUCGGUGGGAGGAGUUGUUGAUGAAUACCAGUUGCCUUAUUAUGACAUGGUGCCUUCAGACCCUUCUUUGGAAGACAUCAGGAAGGUGGUCUGUGAGCAGAAGUUAAGACCCAGCAUACCAAACCAGUGGCAGAGUUUUGAAGCUCUGCGAGUCAUAGGCAGAAUCAUGCGGGAAUGUUGGUAUGCCAAUGGCAAGGCCCGACUGACCUCCCUCCGCAUUAAGAAGACCAUCGCUCAGCUUUGUGUGGAGGAAGAUUACAAGCUGUAAAUGGAAUGCUGCCCAGAGUACACAGACUGAUAAUACUGUACUCGGGUCGGCUCGUAUUCGUUCUACCUCAGAAGUAACAAGUGCCAGGUGGACAUGCCAAGAAAUGGCUCUAAUGGCAGCUUCUUGGUGACUGUGGUUGGAUUGACUUUUUUUAUGGUAUCAUUGGGAAAUAUGUUUGCUUGAAAAGUAUGGUCAGAUAUAUUUUAAUACAAAUGAACCUGAAAUGGCCUUAAAACUCUAAUUAACUCCACCACCCCCAUUAAUUUAAUUAAGAAAAACAUUUACUUAAAGGACUUUUUAUGUUUCUAUUUGGCCCCAUUGUAUAAAUUUAAAAAAAAAUUAGAACAAUUCAACCUAAAGCCCUUGUGAAUGUUAUCGGUUGGUCAUGCUGCAAGUUGGGCACCGCUGAUAUUAGGGGAUACAGACGCAUGUUGCCCUGCUGUUGCCUUCUUGCUCUGCUCCUAUACCUGCUAAAACCCAAAUCACAGUAUGUGCUCUGCGUGGCCCACCAUGAAGGGCCCUGGGCAGUUAACCCAGGUCAUCACAACUCCUACAGGCAGCGUGCAAAUCUAUUUGAUUCCGGUGAAAAUGAGAGGGGUGUAUUUGUUCUCAAACUGUGGGAAGCAGUGGCAGGGUUCAUAGCAAUGACGGUUAAGGUAGAAUUUGGGGAGAUAUACCUAAUUUAGGUUGAAAACUUAUUUUCUGAAUGGUUCAUAAACUAAUAUUCCUUUCCUAACUGUUUUAUGAGCUAAGAAGGUUCCUGACUUGUUGUCUGAGCACAGCUCUAUCUAUACAUUUUUCUACAACCACUACCAUAAUUUAUCAGCCCAGUGUCCCUUAUAUAUUGCAGGACUACAACUCACAAUAUAUUUGAUAGUAUGUUUGAGGAUUCUGAGCGUUGUACUGCAGCAACAUCUGGCAACCAAAUGUUAAGAAACCGGUACAAUACCCAGAGAUGGAACUAGGACUAUUAAAUGUUACAGUAGGGAUCCUGUGUUAUAUAUAUAUAUAUAUAUAUAUAUAUAUAUAUAUAUAUAUAUAUAUAUAUAUAUAUACAUACACAAAUGUAAUUACUAACAAGUAUUUGUGGAUUCCCUUCUAUUGUGGAACCACGCCAAAUUAUGAAGUAUGCAACAUGAAAGAAUAUUAACAGAAAUGUGGUAUUAGAUUUAAUUUACAGUUCCCAAGCACAGAGACUGUAAUUUAAGGGAAACAAUUAUGAAAAUUGCAUAGGAGUUGUACAUUCCAUGGAGGUUAUUUCAUGUUGCUGGAUGACCUUAUUUGGCGCUGAUGCUGUUGAGGUAAAAAGCUGCUAAUGGCUGCCGAGGAUUGUUCCGACAUGGAUGGGGAAGUACAGUGGAGAAUGGCUGCAGAAGGUGAUUGACAGCUUUGCUUUCAAAGAUAUUGUUCUGCAGCUAUAGAUAUUGGAGCUUAGUUAUUUCUACCCCAGUUCGUGGGUCUCAGAGAAGAACCAGCAGAUCUUAAGGCAAGUAAGAAGAGGCUGUGGCUCCUUUCCCCUUUGCAUCCAGCAGGAGAAGGAGCCUUGGCAGAUGAAAUUUUCAGUUUGGACAGUGCCAUCUGAAAUGCCUUUAGCAGAUGCUAGUUCAGCAGUAGCAGUGUAAUCCUGGUAAAGGGAAAUGUUUGGCAUAGUGUAAUGGCGAUAUUCCCCAUUCAUAAAAGGGAAAGUAACAUCACCCCUUAUUAUCACAAACAUUUCCCCCUGAACUCUUUAACCGUUCACGGAUAAUAUGAGAUGUUAAGGUGAUCUGUGCUAGAAAAAAUGAGUUUAACCCUUUCCUUGACAACAAUGUAGAUUCUAUAUCAUUGAUAAGUCAUGUAACUACCUGCUGGCAAAGUAGAGUCUAUGUUUCCAGCUAUGGGAAUAGAAGGUUGCCUUGCUUUGUGCCUUUCCUGAAGCCACUAAUAUGGCCAGGAAGGGGUUAAUGGGAUGCAGGUGUACACAGAGCAGAUUGGCAAAACUAUAGCUCAGCACAGUCCAUUGCAUGAGAAGGGAACUACCCAGCUUUCUUGCUUUUUUCACCCUUUGAAUAUGACCCUGAAAUACUAUAUAGGUGAAUAGAAAAAUUUUAAAUUUGCCUUUGGCAAGCCGUGGUGAUCUCUAUUAUCAGCACACAAGAAAUACCGCCCUUUAGUGAUAGUGUGCCAGAUCUACUCUGUAAGCUAUUCAUAUCCAAAGAUGUUAUCCUUACAGUUCUUGUGAAGAGAGAUCCCUCUAGUGGUCAAUGAUCGAACUGCUUUUUGUAGUAAUUGUUUUUAUCUAUAUGUUUGUGCCAACUUGUUUCACAGUUGAUACAAUUUAAAAAAGAGAAUAUUAAUGUGGAGAGGGGGAGUUGAUAUAAAAAGGACAAGGGUACACAGUUUAGAGUGGGCUAGCCAUACACUUCCCAUGGGCAGAAUUCUGUAUAUUGGGUGGACAAACAAAUCUGGACUUCAUAGUAGUACUACAACCAUCACUGAAAGGCUGCAGGUAGAGUGACACUGAUAAUAGGCUGCUGUUGUCAUUUAGCUAUAUGCAACUUUCAACUGCUUCUCUAAUAGACUGCAGUUUAUAUGCAGCACUGUAGGCCGGUUACCCAUAAUAGGGCCCCAAUAAACAGCUGUAGGGCCAUUUUUUUUGCACCCCUGUGUAAUGCUCUCAAUUAUUCUCCAGGGCUGUACCCACUGGGCUACAUUAAUCUGUGUUUGACAUUUCAGUGCAGAAAUGUUAUGGGUGAAGCUUGCAAUACACAAAUAUCUGCUUGUUUUGUGAGGCUGGCAAAUGAGCAGAUCUAUCCACAAUAUGUGCAUCUUGAGCUGGGCGAUAUUGGGCUGAGCAGAUCGUUUGGUCCAAGAGCCAAACCAACAGAUCACAAUGAUGGUAUAUGAAGACCAUUGAGGUGAAGGCAGAAUCAAGCCAAGCGGUGAUUUUCAGACAGAUAUAAGUCACAAAUCAGUGGGCAGGACCCUCUUCACCUCUUGUAUUGGUUAUUGGUUGCUUUGUAUGUAAUUCUGUAUGUUCAACAUAUAAACUCAUUUAUUGUACAGCGCUGUGGAAUAUGUUAUAAAUAGAUGUAAAUAAUAAUACCCCCAAAAAGUGGCUAUUGUGCACGUGGUGGGUUGGAAUUACAGAUGUGGGUAUAGGGACGAGUCUUUGGGUUUAGUGAGUCAAGUCAUGUGACUCAACAUUUUUCAUCUCCCUUCUAAUGUUGGCACCUUCACUUUUUGGUGACCCCAGUUUCAUUGUGGCCAGCAAUCAGUUGUGGGUCAGAUUGGGUAGCAGGCCAAACCAUAUAAAAAUUCAUGAUGGGGUUCUGUAUUUCAGAAAUUAGACCCAGACAAUGCUCUGCCAUGCAUGGAUACAGUCCCUAUAGAGAGGAAUAGGGUGCAUGUGAAUUCAGACUAAGGAGGCACUGAAUUUCCUUUGUGAAAAAUUCGGCUGAAUACCGAACCAAAUCCAAACCCUCAUUUGCAUAUGCAAAUCAGAGUGGGAGAGGAAAAAAAGAGCUGUUCGCUCAGCGCGCAGCUAAAAGAUAUUUUACUUCCUUGUUUUGUGACAAAAAGUCACAUGAUUUCAAGGAUUAGGUUCGGCCAGGCACGAGGAUUUAGCUGAAUCCAAAUCCUGGGAAUACCGAACCGAAUCCUGGAUUUGGUGCAUCCCUAGUUCAGACACACAAAAAUGCCAUUGCACAGUAACACAAAUGUGUAAGAGCCCUUACGCAGAGGUCUAAAAUGAAUCCACAGUGCAGCGAUGCUUGCUUUAGUGGGCAAAACUGCUUUAAAGGAGAACUAAAGCUUAACUAAAGAAGUAGCUAGAAAUGUUGUACAUCAUGUUUUUGGAUU
This is a messenger RNA of Xenopus laevis (African clawed frog), 5989 nucleotides long. RefSeq names its product activin A receptor type 1C L homeolog (gene acvr1c.L). The record is from RefSeq and is a predicted model, not a curated record. The transcript is spliced from 9 exons. Bases 671 to 2149 code for a protein of 492 amino acids. NCBI's taxonomy places the organism in Eukaryota, Metazoa, Chordata, Amphibia, Anura, Pipidae.